AUGGUUCCUGAGUUGAAAUCCUCUCCAAAGUACAUUGUGAAGAAUCUCUUCCUUUAUUACCUGUUUCGGUUUGCCACUGCUCUUGGCCAGGAGAUCUUCUACAUCACUUUUUUUCUCUGUACCUACUGGAACUUUGACCCCUAUAUUUGCAGAAGCCUUGUGGGUAUUUGGCAGAUUGUGAUGUAUGUUGGCCAGGUCUCAAAGGAUCUCCUAAAAUGGCCUCACCCCUUCUCCCCCCUGGUUGUGAAGCUGGAGAUCAGGGUUGACGUGGAGUAUGGAAUGCCAUCCACGCACGCCAUGGCAGCCACCAGCAUCUCCUUUACUUUCCUUCUCUGUACUAUGCACAGACACAAGUAUCAAUUUGAGUUGGGCUUGAUGGCUGCAGUAGUCCUGUCUGCUCUGGUGUCCCUCAGCAGACUGUACACUGGAAUGCACAAAUUGCUAGAUGUGAUCUGCGGUGUCCUUAUUAUUGCUGUGGUGAUUGCACCUACCUAUCCUUUCUGA
Messenger RNA from Polyodon spathula (Mississippi paddlefish), 504 nucleotides. RefSeq names its product sphingosine-1-phosphate phosphatase 2-like. Gene Ontology annotation, biological process: sphingosine metabolic process; phospholipid dephosphorylation. Gene Ontology annotation, cellular component: endoplasmic reticulum membrane. Gene Ontology annotation, molecular function: sphingosine-1-phosphate phosphatase activity. The coding region runs from base 1 to 504 and encodes 167 amino acids. The record is from RefSeq and is a predicted model, not a curated record. The transcript is spliced from 5 exons. Lineage: Eukaryota; Metazoa; Chordata; Actinopteri; Acipenseriformes; Polyodontidae.